AUGACCACGACGGAAAACACGUGUUCAAAUGGCGACGCAAAUCUUGGCAUACACUAUGCCGCUCCGCGGCCAGGCAUGAGAUCAUCCAAAUUCACUUCUAACAUCCAUUCCCUUCCUCUUCCCUUACACACCACCAUCAUCCUCCUGCUCCUGGUUCCCCUCUCUAAAGGAUUUAUUGCCAGAUUUGAAAUCAACGAGGGUGUCCCUGUGGAAAGUCAUGUGGGCUCAUUGGCGUCGCAUAGUCACUCUCCAAGUGGUAGUUUAAUAUACAAUAAGGUGCCCAAUCUGAAAGACGCCUCGAGGUACUUCAAUGUGGACAAGUUUUCUGGCCGGAUCAGUGUGGCCCUCGAUUUGGAUAGGGAGGUGAUUUGUCCCCUUCCCACUCACAAACCUGAUGACGAAUGCAUCCUUCGGUUCAGCGUGACCUGUCUUCGGAUCGUCGGCAGGAGUGUCGAAGCCAUAGCUGAUGUGGUGGUCACUCUACGUGAUGUCAAUGACAACGGAUGCUACUUUGUACCCUCUACAGAGCAGACCAUUCUAAUUCGGGAAAAUGCUGAUGUAGACAAAACCCGAGUUCAGUUAAACUCACCACUAGACCCUGAUAGUGCGGGGCUUGGUCACUCCAUUCAGUGGAACCAGGUGAGGUUGGAAGACCCCUCAGCAACUUUUCAUCUUCAUGUGGUCUACUCAAGAACAGGAGGUAAUUUGCGCAGUUCCCAUCCUGUGGGCUAUCGACAACAGGAUGCACAGUUAUUCCUUGGUCUUCUUCGACCUCUUGAUUAUGAGAGCAGUAAACAGCAUUAUCUAACCAUUGUGGCUGGCGACGGCCUUCAUGAAUGCAAGCUUACAGUCCGUAUUGAAGUUGAAGAUGCAGAUGACAAUCUGCCGAUUUUCGAAAAGGCAGUCUACAACGUAAGUGUCGCAGAAAAUCUGCCCUUUAACGAGAAAAUUGUCACCGUCAAAGCUCACGAUGCAGAUGCUGGUGAAUUUGGAAGGGUGUUUUAUUCUAUUGAUCCCUACCUCACGGACCCCUCUAACCUGGAGAUGUUUCAUGUAGAUCAAGAAAGUGGGGCCAUCUUUCGAAAAAGCAAACCCCGUUAUCAAGACUCAUUGCACUACCAGUUGACCAUAAAAGCCAGUAACAACGCUCAGUCAUCUGCCAUUCCACCUGCGACCUACAUCGGUGGUCAGUCCAGCUUUCUGACCAAGGUUUUUAUCACUCUGGAAGAUGUCAAUGACCACGAGCCUAUCAUUACCAUAUUUUCUCCCACUGGUUCAAAAAAAUUAACCCUCACUGAGAAUUUGCCCGGUGGUCGGGAUGUUGCAAUCCUAAGUGUGGAGGAUAAAGAUACAGGAGUGAAUGCAGUCGUUGAAUGUCAUUUGAAAUCACAGUCUAUUCGAGGGGCUCUUUUACUGCGUCCAAUGACAUCGGAAACGGAAUCUUUCGAUCAUUCUGCUAAGGUUGCCACAAGUCGAAAGUAUAAAUUACUGACAACUCGCUCGUUCGACCGUGAGCAGCAUCCAGAGAUACACUUCACAAUUGAGUGCUGGGAUGGUGGCAAACCGGUUAUGCGAUCGAUUCAAAAAGAGACGAUCCACAUUAUUGACGUAAACGAUUGUGCACCCAUUUUUGGAAACAAGACCCAUCAUUUCCGAGUGUACGAAGACCCAAGCCCUGGCACUGCUGGAGUAAUUAGGAACAGCAUUCAGCCAGAACAGAUUGGACAAAUUAGGGCUCGUGAUGACGAUACCGAACAGAAUGCAAAAUUGCAGUACCAAUUCUCCUCCGAGUGCCCACAAAGUUUCCUGGACCUGGUAAAAUUAGACAAAGAUACUGGAACAUUGCACUCAACAGGAGGAUUGGACCGAGAAAAAUUAGCUUUUAUAAGCUGUAAAGUUAUUGCCAGUGAUAUGGGAUCUCCACCACUCUCAAGUCAAACUGAAGUAGCGAUUGAAAUUCUUGACAUGAAUGACAAUGCGCCACAGUUUGAGCACCACGAAUACAAUUUUCAAGUGGAAGAGAACUUACAGUCUGGAACAUUAAUAGGCAUCAUUCGCGUUUUUGACGUUGAUCUUGGUAUCAAUUCCAAGUUGGAGUUCAGCUUGGAGGGUAUGCAAGCCACCCCAUGGUCGAAAGAAGAUAACAUGGAGAGUCUCUUUUCCAGUGUUAAUCCGAAGAGAGAAAAACUGAGUAGUCAACACCUGAGUCUCCUACGGUUCGAAGCUAUACCUGUAAGAACGCACUUGCCUGGUGGACACUAUGGACGCAAUUCAAGUCGCGGUGAAGAAGAUGGAGGUACCUACGAGGUUCGACUGUACACUGCGGCCCCAAUAGAUAGAGAAUCACUUGUCUCCCUGCCUGCAAUUGAUGGUAGUGUUUCUUCAAUGAAUGGCUCAGCCGAGACUGUAGUGCUCCGAUUUAUGCUUCGGGCUCAGGAUUCAGGUAAUCCACGUCUUGUCAGUCGAGUUCCCAUCAAUCUACGGAUCUCUGAUGUCAAUGACAAUGCACCGGUAUUCAUCUUGCCUCCAGCAGAUUCCGUAAACGCUACGGAAGUUCGGCUGUCUAUUCGCGAACCUAUUGGAUUCCAGUUUACUAAGAUCUUUGCCUCCGAUCCUGAUGCCGCAGAGAACGCUAGUCUCAUCUAUCGCAUUCGUGCCGGUGAUCCAUUCGAUCUGUUCAAACUGGACCCACGGAGCGGGGAGCUCUCAGUUGCAAAGGACUGUAGUAGCUCAGGCCAGUACAUGGGCCAGUACCUCCUCUUCUUGGAGGCUGCCGACCGUGGAUCACCACGACGUUUCAGUGAGGCACAACUCCUUAUCCAUAUGGACGACUCAGAGCCGUUAGGUCGAGUAGAACGUGACAUUUUUGGUUUUCCCAUUCGUUCAUCGGUUCGUGGUGGCAGUAGCGUUGGAGGAGCAGGCAGUCGCAGCAUGAACCUCUACAUCAUCACUGCUAUCAUUAUCGCCUCCUUUAUCAUCUCCAGUGUCCUCCUGGUGGCUAUUUGCUUGGUAGUACGAAGGGCAAGGACGACGGAGCAGAAUGGAAGAGGAGUAGGGCGGUACUGUGGUGGUGGGAGGGAUGGUGGAGGAGGCCUUCAUAACGGAUCCAUCUUCCGUGAUACAAACAUUGGAAAUGGCUACUUGAAGUCGGUGCCAUUGUCGCUACCUCAAACGAAGUAUACGACGUGUGAUCCUCUGGAUGAAGAUCUUUCGGAAGCCAACUUCUCCUAUCUGACUCCGCAACCGAGCAACGGCGGCUAUGUUUACGAGGGGACAAUGGGCUUUCAACCUGCACCCUUUUGCUCGCCUGGGGCCACCACCACCGCCACCAUCCUUGCUGAGGUGUCGCCUGCAGCUGCUACUGCCACAGCAUCACCGCAUGCACAAUUGCUGGCCGCUACCGCCACAACCGGUCCCGAUGGCAUAAUCCGUCUCUCCUGCCUGCCCCCCAAACAGGCCCACACCCUUGGCAGAUGCACCUUUCUCGGCCAAAAGAAACUGACUGAGGAUCGAGUGAAAGGCAAGAGAAACAGUCUAACAGAUCGAGACUCAGGCAAUGGGGACAGCCUGGACGUCGGCUCCUGCCUGCUCAAUUUCCCUUCCAGCCUGGAGGCGCCAAGAAGCACCACGCCCUGCUUCCAGCAUCUUCAAAAUCAACACCUCCACCAGUACCAGUUCCAGCCGCUCCCACCUACGUUGGCAUUUGCCGCCUCCACUGAGUUGCAGAAGCAUCAGCACCAACAGUACAUAACCGCCUCUUCACCCAAGGAGGUGGUAGAGGCGGUGGAUGCCAGUGGCAAUCUAUUAACCUCUACCUUCGUUUGA
Messenger RNA from Echinococcus granulosus, 3825 nucleotides. RefSeq names its product Protocadherin gamma-A3. Gene Ontology annotation, cellular component: plasma membrane. The record is from RefSeq and is a predicted model, not a curated record. The coding region runs from base 1 to 3825 and encodes 1274 amino acids. The transcript has 4 exons. Gene Ontology annotation, molecular function: calcium ion binding. Lineage: Eukaryota; Metazoa; Platyhelminthes; Cestoda; Cyclophyllidea; Taeniidae. Gene Ontology annotation, biological process: homophilic cell-cell adhesion.